Messenger RNA from Biomphalaria glabrata, 4076 nucleotides. Its product is annotated as lysosome membrane protein 2-like. The transcript has 14 exons. The record is from RefSeq and is a predicted model, not a curated record. Gene Ontology annotation, cellular component: membrane; cytoplasm. Gene Ontology annotation, molecular function: scavenger receptor activity. Bases 680 to 2239 code for a protein of 519 amino acids. NCBI's taxonomy places the organism in Eukaryota, Metazoa, Mollusca, Gastropoda, Planorbidae.
AGGUUUACAAAUAAAGUUAGUGUUAAAUGCAAACACUUAUUAUCCCUUUCUGAGUCAAUCAUACCCAAACACACAGAAGUUUUACAAACAAACAUUCAAGAAAGCCACUUGUCCCCUUCUGAGUAUAUCAUACCCAAAAAAAAACAGUAGUAUUACACACAAACAUUCAAGAAAGCUACUUCCCUCCUUCUGAGUCAAUUAUACUUCAACACACUAUAAGUGGUAUAGCACACAUCAAGAUGCCCCCCCCCCCCCCUUAAUUAAUCAUACACACAAACUCACAUAGCAUUCACAACAUUGAUUUCAAAUUAGCAUGAAUAGCAGGCAAUCUUCGUACCAUAUAGUUAUAGUAUAAUUUGAGAUAUUAUUUUUUCAUGUAAAACCAAAAACAGGUACGUCAUUAGAAGUGCAUAUCAUCUUUUCUCUUGUGAGUCAAACGGCAAGGUUUUUAAAAAUAUACAUAACUAACUGAUUGUGUAGAUAAAAAUGCUAAUAUUGAUCAUGAGUGCCUAGGAAUAUUUGAAUAAUUGUAUGUAUCUACAUUAAUGAAGUAUAUGCCUAAAUAUACUUGUUAAAAAAAAAAGGUUUAAACAUAUUGUUUUUAGACAAACAGAAAAAUUUAAAUGUUUUCUUGUGCUAAAUCAAAAUUUGAUUUUUAAAAGUUUGCUAGUUCAAGAGAAUGUGCAAGAAAAAGGUCAAUACAUUUGUACUGGUUGGUAUUUUGAUUGGUUCCGGUGUUGGAAUAUUGUUUCCAUUGUUAGCCUCCAAUACUAUUGUAGAGAAAGAAAUUAAAAAGAAAAUGGUUAUCUCACCUUCCAGUCAAAUCUAUGACAUUUGGCAAGAUUCACCAGUUCCUGUCUACAUGCAGUUUUUUAUGUUUAAUGUGGAAAACCCAGAUGAAGUCAGAAAAGGAGAGAAGCCUUUUUUAAAACAGAUGGGGCCCUACACGUACAAAAUAAGAAAAACAAAGUUUGGUAUCAUUUGGAAUGACAAUGGAACAGUCAGCUAUAGACAGAGGCGCACAUUUACGUAUAUUCCACACAUGUCUUCUGGGAAUGAAAUGGACAAUGUCACAACUAUCAAUCCAUUUGUUGCUACUAUUGCUCACAGUAUACAGUGGCUUCCAUAUCUGCUUCCAGUGUUAACAUAUAUUAUGAAUACAGCCAAUGUAGAACUAUUUAUUGUCCGCCCAGUUCAUGAAGUUUUAUGGGGCUAUCAGGACCCAACACUUUCUAUUUUAAAACCUUUGAUGCCUAAUAGAAUCCCGACCACAUCCAUUGGGUAUUUCAUUCAGAAAAAUGCUACAGAUGAUGGUCUGUACACAGUGUAUACUGGAGCUGAUAACAUUGAACAGAUGGGGACAAUAUCCAGAUACAAUGGAGACAGAUAUGUGAAAUCAUGGUCAACUUCCUGGGCUAAUAUGGUCAAUGGAUCAGAUGGAACAUUGUGCUCACCUUUGAAAUUAAACAGAGAAAGUCUUUAUGUAUUUGCUUCCGAUAUUUGUAGAUCGUUAAAAAUUGAUUUUAAAAAGGAAGAGCCUCUUCUUAGAGGCAUGAAGGUCCGUCGAUUUGAGGUGGAAAAGAAUGCUUUCAUUAAUGCCUCAGCCAAUAAGGACAAUAUAGGUUUCUGUAUACCACAGUCUCAAUGUCUUCCUUCUGGUCUGUUAAACCUCACAACAUGUCAGAAGCCAGUGAAUGGAUUCACAAUACCAAUAAUCAUGUCCUUACCUCACUUCCUGUCAGCUGACCCUGAAGUCAGUAGCAGUGUUUUAGGUCUACAACCCAGUGAACAGGAACAUAGCAUAUAUAUGGACAUUGAGCCAUGGACUGGCCUUGUCCUACAGGGAGAAAAGAAAAUACAGAUUAAUAUAUUUAUACAACAGAAUCCAGUGCUUCAGCAGACUGCUGGUAUCAGGACUUUGUAUUUCCCAAUAUUCUGGAUUAAUGAGAGUUCGGUGAUAGAUGAUGAGCAUGCUAAAAUCUUGGUUAGUCAGCUGUUCACUCCCAUGAAGAUAGUGAACAUUGUCAAGUAUGUGAUACUGGCCAUUAGUCUCACUUCUUUUGCCACGUCUGCAGCUGUUUGGCUCGUUGGCACAUUUAUAAGUCAACACAAAAAGAAAGCUAUUGUCCAAGAGGAUGACCCUGGUGAGCCCUGUCUGAAAACUAGUAACAGCAGAUACUCUGACUUCAGAAGUGAGAUGGAAAAAUUAGGCUUUGGUUAUGAGAGAUUAAACACAUGAUCUGUUUGUGGGAAGUAAACAUUUUAAAGGUUGGCAAAGAAUGAAGUUUACUUAGAACAAUGAAGACAAGGAUUUUGAAACAAGACAUUGAUUAACCAAUCUUGUUUUAGUACAAGUCAAAAAAUGUAAAUGUAAUAUUUCAUUCUUCACUCUACCAUAACAUCAUCUCACUGAAUACCAAGAACUUGAAACAGCAUUCAAUUCCUAGCUAUCUACUGAUUUUGUAGCAUAUGAAAAAAAAAAUUGUAGGUUAUUAAUAUAACCAUAUUGUUUUAAGCAAUAUUAUUAAGUCUUAUGAUUGAACAUUUGCAAAACUAAAAAAAAAAAAAAAAUCCAGAACAGACAAUUCAAACCCUUUCCUAUUGACAUAAUCUAUAAGGAAUCCCAUCAUUUGGUUCAUUGUUUUUUGUUGUUUUACUUCUGACAUGUUUUUAAAUUGUGUCAAAAUAUUUGUUUGUAUUUAUUUGUAUUAUUAUAAUUUCUACACAGAUUUGGAUUGUAUUCACGAGACUAUAAACCUUUUGUUUUAAGAACUGAUUUUAAAUGACUGACUAGUUUUUAAAUUCUUUGUUUUGAUAUUCACUAAAAAUAAAAAUCAGUAUGUCUAUGUCUAGUGACUAUCAAUACUGAGUGAUAUUGUUUAUUCUGUAAAAUUGUGUGAGCGUUUUUUUGUCUAUAAAUCUAGUUUAACUCUUUUUUUCUAAUUCCAAUGUCUUGUGAGUGAGUCAUUAGAAAAUUAUUGUGACUCAAUCUUGGUCCUCUUCUGUUCUUUAAUUUUUAAAAGAUAAGCUGCUUCAUUUUCAUUCCUGGAUGUCAUCCAUCAAUCUUUUCAUUGUCUUCUUUACUUGCUUCCACCUGGUUCUGUGUCUUUUACAAUUAUUUUUGAAAAGCUACUCAUGGCACAUGUUUGUUAGUGUACAGUCUCAAAACAUUUAUUAAUUGAAUAAGGGAAUUGCAUGUUUGAUUAAAUAAAAAAUAAAUCUCUUUAGAUUGUAUACUUAGCUCUGUAUCUAGAUGUGUCAUUAAUUUAGUGUUUUCACAAUAGUUUCAUUUUUUUUUAACAGAAAUGUUAUUUUCUUGAAGAGACUGUCCCUUUACAAAACAAUUAUAGCAAUUAUACAUUCAUUAUAAGACAUUAGUCAGGCCAGGUUCACAUCUAACUUCACAUUCACUUUCACCAAUCCAUUGGUCUGUGGCACCACACAAGAUCUGUCAACGUUCUUUCUCCAUUCUUCUCUGUCAUUAGUCUUUGAUAGAAUUUCAUUCUGAUGUUCUUUCUGAAUAUAUUGAAACCUGCCUUUUUACCUGCCUGGGUGGACCACUUUGGGGGCCGAUUUUGAGUUUGUGUCUCCACACAAACUGUCUUUGUAACCUUGUUAUUACAUGUUCCUGUCCUUAGAUUAAAUGUUUAUGUUCUUAUCUUAAAUGUUUAUGUUCUUAUUUUAAAUGUUUAUUUUCUUAGAUUUAAUGUAUAUGUCCGUAGAUUAAAUCUUUACAUCUUUAGAAUAAUUGUUUAUGUGGUUACAUUUAUAUAGAUUGAGAGAAGAAUCUUUAUCCUUUAUCUUCUUCUUAUCUUAUAUAAUACAGACGUUACUUCAAAAAAGAAGAUGAUUAUGUCCUACGCGUCAUGCAUUUAGUCAUGCAUAUUAACUAAUGACUUAAAUUUUGCCAAGUCACUGGUUUUCCUGGCUAGCUCAGGCAACCCAUUCCAUGCUCUAAUAGCACUAGGGAAGAAGGAGUAUUUGUACAAAUUUGUCCUAGCAUAUGAGACAAGGAAUGUGCCUUUAUCUUUGUGUCUUUCUGAGUAUUUUAUUAAAUUUUGUUUUUUGUAUUUGAA